UUUAUGUGACUUGACUGGCAGGCAAUUGCCAAGGAUUAUGUCUUAUCGAGAUGUAAAAUAAUUGCAGAACCUUGGGAUUGUGGAGGACUUUAUCUAGUAGGAAGAUUCCCAAAUUGGGAUAGGUGGGCUGAGUGGAAUGGUAAGUAUCGUGAUGAUGUUCGAAGAUUCAUAAAGGGUGACCCUGGUAUGAAGGGAACUUUUGCAACUCGUGUAUCUGGAUCUUCUGAUUUAUACCAGGUAAACAAGCGCAGGCCAUACCAUAGCAUCAAUUUUGUCAUCGCACACGAUGGGUUUACGUUAUGUGACCUUGUUUCCUACAAUUUCAAGCACAAUGAUGCUAAUGGGGAAGGUGGCAAGGAUGGAACCAAUGAUAACCUCAGCUGGAACUGUGGUUUUGAAGGGGAAACGGAUGAUGUUAAUGUUUUAAGUCUACGUUCACGACAAAUGAAGAACUUCCAUGUGGUGUUAAUGAUAUCUCAGGGAACGCCAAUGAUGCUCAUGGGAGACGAAUAUGGUCAUACACGUCAUGGAAACAAUAAUAGCUAUGGACAUGACACUGCCAUGAACCAUUUUCAGUGGGGGCAGUUGGUAGCAAGAAAAGAUGAUCAUUUUAGAUUUUUCUCAGAGAUGAUAAAAUUUCGCCGCAAGCAUUCUAUAUUGCGACAUAAUAGAUUUCUUACCAAAAAUGAUGUUACCUGGCAUGAGCACUACUGGGAUAACCCUGAGAGCAAAUUUCUAGCAUUCACGCUUCAUGAUGAGAAGCUUGGCGGAGACAUCUAUUUGGCUGUUAACGCGCAUGACUACUUUGUCAAAGUUGCAAUACCGUCACCGCCACAAAAGCAGCAGUGGCAUCGAGUGUGGUGUGAUGAAGACGGCGACAAUGAUGGGGAUGGGACUAGUGGUGGCAGCGGUGAAGGAGAUGUUUGCAGUGGUGGUGGCGAUGUGGUGUAGGUGGUGUCAAUAAAAGGUUGACACAAAUCGGCAAUCCCCCAAUGAUUUCGUUACUGAAGGUGUACCUUUCAGUGGGUCCAGUUACAAUAUCGCUCCGUAUUCUUCAAUUGUCCUUGAGGCAAAGCCAUGAAACCACAUGAUGGGUUUUUGUUGCUUCAAAGGAUCCACAAUUAAUAAGUGCUGUACAUAAUGCCAAUGCUGGCAAAUGAAGUUUGGCGAAUAAGAAAGUAGAUCAUGGAAGAUGUAAUGAAAUUGUUAUACCGUAAAGCUGUCCAAAUAUUAAUAUUGACCGGCAACUGGCAUUACAUUGAAUCUCGAUAUUUAUAUUUCUGGAUCA
This is a messenger RNA of Elaeis guineensis (African oil palm), 1288 nucleotides long. Lineage: Eukaryota; Viridiplantae; Streptophyta; Magnoliopsida; Arecales; Arecaceae. The record is from RefSeq and is a predicted model, not a curated record.